GCACUAGAGGGCAGGAGAGCUCGUCCGCAGGGUGAAUACAACCAGUGGAUUCCCUCUGCACCGCGCUCUGCCCACCGACUAGCUCCUAGGUGCGGCACCGGACGCGCAAACCCAGGGUUCCCAGAAUUGCGUAGUUCCGCCGCCUUUUUUAGCUCUCUGUACUACUAGCUGUAGAGCACGAUCCCACAUGCAGCUGCUCACCUUGCUGAUCGCCCUAGCUGUGGUGGGCGAUACGGCCAUGGCGCUCGCCCCAAAGAUCCUCGUGUUGGGUGGAACCGGCUUUAUAGGAUCCACGGUGUCUCGGAUCGCUGUCGACAGUGGGUGCGAGGUGACGUCACUGUCAAGGCGAGGAACUCCCUCUCCGGACAGCGAUCCCCUUCCCGGGGUUAAUUUCCUCAAGGGCGAUGCCACCGACCCCGCGGUGGUUCAACAGGUCAUCGGCGAUGGCGACUACGACGGUGUUGUCCACGCGGUGGGCAUGCUCUUCGCGGGGAGCCUUAACCGAUUCGCGAGCGGGUCCGGGUCCGUGCCCGACCCCGGCACCACCUACGACAAGAUCACCAGACAAACCGCUUUUGCGGCAACGGCCGCCCUCGACGCCCUCGCCCAGGGGGGGUCACAGCAGAGGCCUUUCGUGUUCAUCUCCGCGGCGGAGGCGAAGUGGGGUUUCGACGGCAUUUUCGAGGGUUCUCCAGUGGGGUUUCUUCACGACUACCUCGUGGCCAAACGAGCUGUUGAGGACGAGUUGCUCAACAACAAACCGUCGCUCAGAGGGGUCGUCCUCAGACCUAGCCUUGUGUGGACAAAGCGACGACCGGGAGCGCUUCUACCCGUCGCCGCCUUCCAAAUCGGCAGCCGCCUAGGAUUGCCGUUCAUCGACAGGCCUGUCCACGUGGAGACCCUCGCCAGCGCAGCCGUGGAGGCCCUGUUCGACUCGAGUGUGAGGGGAGUGCAAGACUGGAGAGGCAUGGAGAAGCUGGCGGAGAGCUACAAGGCCAACAGGGGAGCGGCCGGUGGCACUGACGGGAGCAUAGCAGAGCUUUAA
Messenger RNA from Ectocarpus siliculosus, 1045 nucleotides. The record is from the annotation of a GenBank genome assembly. NCBI's taxonomy places the organism in Eukaryota, Phaeophyceae, Ectocarpales, Ectocarpaceae.